Dictyostelium purpureum is the source of this 792-nucleotide messenger RNA. RefSeq lists its product as uncharacterized. The coding region runs from base 1 to 792 and encodes 263 amino acids. Lineage: Eukaryota; Evosea; Eumycetozoa; Dictyosteliales; Dictyosteliaceae. The record is from RefSeq and is a predicted model, not a curated record. The transcript is spliced from 5 exons.
AUGUGUUUACUAAACUUAAUGUCGUUUUGGAAUCAAUACGGAUUUGAUCCAAUAUAUGCUAGAGGUUCAUCAGCAAAUCAUUCUUAUAGAGAAAAGCUUCAUAUUAAUAUUCAAAAAGCUUUGAAAUCAAUGGAAAGUGUUCUCAAAAAAAAUCAACCAGGACUUGAUAAUCUUUCAAAAAUGCUUGAAAUUGAUCCAGUUCUUUACCCAGUACCAUUAUUUAAAGCACCUGUUGUUCCAUCAUUCAACAGAAUCACUGAUGUAAACACCCAAAAAUUAUCAUACACAAAACCAGUUGUUGAGAUUGAUGUUAAUAUGCAUGCUCGUCCAUUUAUUUAUCGUGUCGAUGGUGUUAACUUUAUUGGUGAUUUUGCAAUAGAAGAUAUUUAUGGUCCAAGAAUGGUUCCAAAAGAAAAAGAUCAAAUUACUGAUUGUUAUGGUUUCUAUCUCAAAACACAACCAAAUAUUCAAAUAAAAUUAAGUGAACCAAAAUAUGUUAGUAUACGUUUAUUUACAAAAAUGGAAAGUAAUGAAUUCUAUUUAAAUGCAGGAAUGUUUGGAGAAUUUGAAAAGCACGAUUUUGAAAGUGGUAGUCUUGCUUCAACUCUAAUGUAUGCUGGUGAUAGAGAACUACCAUGUCGUGAAAAAACAAAUAAGUACUCAGGUUUUUGUAUUUCAAAAAAAUCCGAAACCCCUAUUUCUCUAUUUCAAGUUACAGCUAAUCCAAGUAGUUCAGGUAUAUUGAAUUUUGACAAAUUAUUAUUUUUAGAACUUGUAAUUUCUGAUAAUUAA